CAGGGCUCCGAGCAGGAGCAGGAGAACAAUGGAAGCCGCCCGGUCCAGAUGCCUGUUUCUGUUACUGCUCUUCACCUGCGAGCUGUCCCCAGAGGUUGCUGCAGAAGUUCAGGAAUCCUCAGAUGGUGCCGGUGGCUCCCAGGAAGCUGUGUGGCUCACAGACGUCCCAGCUGCCAUGGAAUUCAUCACUGCUGCUGAGGUGGCUGUCAUAGGCUUCUUCCAGGAUUUAGAAAUACCAGCAGUGUCCAUAUUCCGUAGUAUGGUGCAAGAUUUCCAAGACGUGUCAUUUGGAAUCAGCACUGAUUCUGAGGUUCUGGCUCACUACAACGUCACUGGGAAUGCCAUUUUCCUCUUUCGGCUGGUGGAUAACAAGCAACUGGAUUUAAAGAACGAAGACAUCGAAAACAUUGAUGCCACCAAAUUAAGCCUUUUCAUUGAGACCAACAAUCUCCACUUGGUGACAGAGUACAACGAUGUGACUGCGGUUGGCCUGUUUAAUAGCAUGAUUGAGAUUCAUCUUCUACUGAUGAUGAACAAGGCCUCCCUAGAGUAUGAAGAAAGCUUGCACAGAUACCAGGAGGCAGCUAAGCUCUUCCAGGGGAAGAUACUUUUUAUUCUGGUGGACAGUGGUGUGAAGAAAAAUGAGAGGGUGAUAGCAUUUUUCAAACUUAACGUGUCUCAGCUGCCUGCGCUGGCAAUUUACCACACUGUGGAUGAUGAGUGGGACACGCUGCCCAUUACGGAAGUUGCAGUAGAGCGUGUGCAAAACUUCUGUGAUGGAUUCCUAAAAGGGAAACGGUUGUAUCAAUGGGAAAGAAAUCAACUUGCCUAUAAAGAGUUCAUGAAAUAAAAAUUGAAGAUGGAUUUACGACUUCCGGGAGUGGUUAAAUAGCUCAGUUUGCUAAUCUCAGAGCUCAAAAACAAGAGUGGAUUCCAAGUCUAAAUUUCAGUGUCAUGGUGUUUUUCAGAAACAAAAUCCUGAAUCAGAAGAAAAGACUCCAAAGGUGGAACUCUGAUUUCUCCCUGACACUUCCGCGUAUUACCAAGUAUCAACUUUACGCUGAAUAAAAAGGGGCAACUCAAACCUCAGAGACACUAAACAACAGGAUCCUCAGGCCCUCAGACACACACGCACUCAGCUGCAUUUUGCUCCUUAAAAUCCCAUUUGAUCUCUUGUCUUUUCUUUUAAACUUCCCAUCCUCACGCACUAUCCAUCCAGUUUUCUCUUAUGCAUUCAUACUGCACAGGCCCACGCACUAUAGCACCACCAUAAAAUCACUGGAUGGAGGAUUUAAGAGAAAUACUGCGAACCACUAUGAAGGAGAGACUUUCCUAGAGGGAGAUUGUUCUGAUUCAUCAUUUAAUAUUGAAUUUCUACACUGCACGUCUUACAGCAUGGCUUCUGCUCUUUUAGGAUUCCCUGGGGGUGGAAACUCUACUUUCCUCAUAAGCACAUGUUCCUCUCUCACUCAGGACCAAGAACAAAAGGAUGAUUUUAAACACCUUUCUGGAAUUUUCUUUUUGCCAGAAGAUAAUUCCAAGUUUCCGAACUCAGCAGAAACAGGCCAUUUUAAAACUCUGUGUUUAUUUAGCAUUUCUAACUCCCCCU
Messenger RNA from Equus quagga, 1609 nucleotides. It is a transcript of the gene ERP27, whose product is annotated as endoplasmic reticulum protein 27. The transcript has 7 exons. Bases 29 to 850 code for a protein of 273 amino acids. Lineage: Eukaryota; Metazoa; Chordata; Mammalia; Perissodactyla; Equidae. Gene Ontology annotation, biological process: response to endoplasmic reticulum stress; protein folding. The record is from RefSeq and is a predicted model, not a curated record. Gene Ontology annotation, cellular component: endoplasmic reticulum.